Molecule: messenger RNA, 2197 nt
Organism: Acanthoscelides obtectus
Lineage: Eukaryota; Metazoa; Arthropoda; Insecta; Coleoptera; Chrysomelidae
Source: the annotation of a GenBank genome assembly
AUAAGAUUGUUGUACAGAAUAUUAAUGAACCGGUCAUUACGUUAUACAGUUCAAUUACUUAUUUCCCUCACCUUGUAAUGCUAAUUUGCGGAGGUUUUAAUAAUAAAACAGGAGCGAUAAUAUGUUACGUUCACGUCGAGUAGAAAAAACUGUUAGUUUAAAAUGUGUUGCUGGAGCCAUAAGUGUAUCUAGAUAUACAAUUCCAAAAUGGACGCUAUGUAUACAGUGCCUAAUACGAACUUGAAGGCAUUCGGGUUCCAGCAGAACACCACCAUGUUGCUGCUUAAUGCGUUAAAGAUAUAUUGGCGGACAGUCUUUGUUAUUGUCUAUCCAAUAUGUCUGAUGCCAAUCUUCCUGACGAACAACACCCCAGCUAUGAGAUGUAUGUUCGUCGUACUUCUUAUGUCAGGAUAUUGGGUGUGUGAAGUUUUGCCACUUGCCGUCACAUCCCUCAUCCCGAUGGUGCUGUUCCCGUUGAUGGGCGUCCUGGACUCGGACAAGGUCUCACUAUGUUACCUGAAGGAAACCAACAUGAUGUUCGUCGGAGGUCUCAUCAUAGCGAUUGCCAUCGAACAUUGUAAUCUCCACACCAGGUUAUCCUUGUACACGAUAAGACUGAUUGGUUGCAGUCCAAAGAGACUGAACCUAGGGCUGUGUUCUAUAACUAUGUUCGUAUCUAUGUGGAUCUCCAAUACAGCAGCUACUGCUAUGAUGAUACCGAUCAUAGAUGCUACCUUGAAAGCCUUGGAAGAGCAAGGUAUUGGCCAAAUGUGGGAAAAAGCAGACGAAUCAGAACUACCAAAAGCAGAGGGAGGAGGACUAGCAAUGGGAGGUGUAGAAGGCAAGAAACCAACCAAGACGACCAUGUGCAUGUUUAUAUCGACAGCUUAUGCAGCCAGCAUUGGUGGAUGCGGGUGUGUCAUUGGUUCCGGUACCAACAUGGCCUUUCAGGGUUUGUUCGAGACGCUUUUCCCGGAAAGUACAGAUUUUACUUUUACCAAAUGGAUGAUGUUCAACGUACCCAUAAUGAUAAUUAUCAUGUACGUGAGUGUGGUUUUCCUGCAGGUCUGGUUCAUGGGACUCUUCAGGCCAAAUUCUAAAGAUGCUAUAGACAAUAGAGUUGGGAAAGAGGGAGAAGCCAUAGCAAGGAAAAUGAUCAACCAACAAAUAGAAGAGAUGGGACCAAUGAGUUUUCACGAGAUUUGCGUUGCAAUUUUAUUUGUUAUAGCUAUCGGCUUAUGGUUCUUCAGAAGUCCGCAGUUCAUGCCGGGCUGGGCGGAAUUCAUAACCAAAACAAAGGUUUUUUACAUGAUACCCGUGCCGGGCUGAUUUCCGUAAGAUAAGAGACGCAACACCAGCUCUAGUAGUCUGUAUGUUCUUGUUCAUCCUGCCAGCCAACUAUGACUUCAUUUACAUGUUUAGUAAAGAUGAAAACAAGAGGCCUAAGCAGUCCGCCCCAUCGUUAGUUUCAUGGAAAUUGGUCCAACAACGAAUGCCAUGGGGCCUGAUUUUUCUACUGGGAGGUGGAUUCGCGAUGGCCGAAGCAUCAAAGAAAAGUGGAAUGAGCUCUUUAAUUGCAGAACAGUUGAAGGACUUUGCAAAUUUAGACAUUGUCUACGUAAUGAUGAUCUCAGGCCUGAUGGGAGCCUUCCUGACACAAUUCUCUAGCAACGUGGCUGUGGCAACUGUUAUUUUACCAGUGUUGUCGGAAAUAUCUGUGGUAGCGAAAAAGCACCCGAUGAGUUUAAUGAUGCCAGCCGCUCUAUGCUGUUCUUAUGCCUACUGUUUGCCUGUGUCGACGCCCCCAAAUGCCAUCGCGGCUGCUCCGUGUAACAUGCCUACCAUUGAAAUGGUUAAGGUACGCAUUUUUUCCAAUGAAUUCGAAUAGGUUAGGAGCCUAGUCCAUAUGUUUACUUUGCAUUGUUUGUCGCCAAGUUUGCUUAGUUUUAGUGUAUACUUUUGACUCAUUUGUCUACCGGCGCCUAUGGAAGUGACAGCGUUCAACAUCAUAAUAAUAGCAGCAGAAACAUAUAUUAGACUUGUGUCGCUCUUUGCAAGUUAUCUUCAAACACUCGCAUUUUUUUUUUAAAUAACACUUAGGGCCGUACCGUCAGUUGUUCCUACAAUUGUGGGACGCCCUUAUGGCCUCCUUGAUUGUCAUAGUCUUUUCUCUCCUUCCAGAAUUUCUAGAUUGCAC